GCAGCGCGAUGGCGGAGGAUGUCUCGAUGCCUAUGGGGCCCGGCACGUGCGCUCGCCACCCUGCUGCGCGCGACGACGGGCCUGAUGGCGGAUGGACCACGGGCGUCGCGCGCCGCCUGUUGACGGACAACCCAGGGGGGGCAGCCUGUCAGAUUGAAUAUUUCGGAGCCAGCGACGAGUACUUCGCUUGGCGGCUCAGCUGGCACAUGGCCACGCGCGAGAAUCUGAUCCCACGUGUCCUCCGAGUGCCAGUGUCGCGGCGCAGGCAUGUGGCGCCGCGGGCGGGCUGCCGGGCCCUUCGCACCCGCGCGGCAGAGCGACUGACGGCCCCCCAGGCAGCUAAGCGACACGUGGCAGCCCUAGCCAUGGACCCGGGGUGCCCUGAGCUGCCGAGAGACGUUGCUCAGGCGGCCAUCGACGAAGCGAGGAAGCGCCCCGCCGCCGCCGUGUCCAGCGAGGAUGACCUGGGGGUCUUCGCUGACGAGGAGGCGGAGAACGAGGCCUUCGAGGAGAUCGAGCGGGAACGGAAGGCCUUCUCCAGCAAGACGGAGGGCGCGAAGGUCUCGGCCAAGGGUGACUACAUGGCGAGAGUGCACAAGUUGAGAGAGAGAGGCCCGCGGAGACCCGCGGGCCGGCCGCCUCGCCGCGCGGCCCCGAUCGCGGUGCCCAAGAGGAAGGCGAAGUUGGGCGAGGUCGCGCAGGCGACGGGUCAGACGUUGGCUACCGCCGCUGCGGGCCCGAUUGGCGACGGCCGCGACAGCGCGGCUGGCGAGCGGGCCAUCCUGAAGACGCUCGCCAGCUACCUGCGCAAGAAGGACGACGACGACCCCUUGGACAGCGACGAGGAGCGGGUGCCUGGAGGCCGCCCCGCCGCUGCCCGACGCCUCGCCUAUAAGGAGAUCGGUGAGAGAUGCCCAGGUCGCCUUUCGGGGAAGGAGAUGGGGAACAUGACUCGGCUUCCUGGCCGACGGAGUGCUGGAGGUACUAGUAAGUUCCUCCUCCGAGCGUUGCGGCCAGCCUUUCCCCUGCGUGAGAUCGGGGAGGAACGUUGCCGAGAUUUGCGGACUCUUGCGGGGAGCGCCGAUUUGAUACUGUCUGGCAAGCCUUUGCACACGCUUGACUACACUUUCUGCAGGAUCAAGGCGCUGCAGGAAGCGGUGCGUGAUGGGCAUUCCAGGGCUGCGAAGCGGUUCGAGCUCACCCCGCCCGACAACGGAGGGCUGUGCCUGUCGGGCGAAGAGGGGGAGCUCGCGGCGGGCAUCGAGGCCGCCGAG
Molecule: messenger RNA, 1274 nt
Organism: Prorocentrum cordatum
Lineage: Eukaryota; Dinophyceae; Prorocentrales; Prorocentraceae
Source: the annotation of a GenBank genome assembly